Funneliformis mosseae is the source of this 342-nucleotide messenger RNA. NCBI's taxonomy places the organism in Eukaryota, Fungi, Glomeromycota, Glomeromycetes, Glomerales, Glomeraceae. The record is from the annotation of a GenBank genome assembly.
AUGGCAACUCUUAUUGAAAAAAUUAAAAAAGACAAAGAUAUUGCACUUAAAGAAUAUAGGAAGAUGAAAGACAAGUUAAAAGAAUUUAAAGAUGGGGAGGAUGAUAGAAUGUUACUAAAAACAUUGAGAAGGAAGAAAAAAAAGCUUAACAAAGAAGAUAAAAAGGUGAAAGAAAGACUGAAGAAAAAAGAAAAAGAGUUAAUGAAGAAAGAUGAAAUAUAUAGUUUACAUAUAAUUAUUAUAGAAUAUAUUAAUGGUAGCAUACUUUUCAAUGCUACUGGCAAAUUAGCAAAAGAUGAAAAUAUUACAGGAAAUUCACAAUGCUUUGCAGAAAUUACAUGA